AUGUUGCAUCUCUCCCCUACAGCUACCAGUAGUACCAGCAGCAAUAGCAGCAAACGAAAGUCCGUCUGCCGCAAUGAGAUGCCGAGUAAAUUGCCUCCCAUUCGGGCUGCAGGCGCGAUGUUAAUACCAACGAAACCAAAAACAAAACCAGAAAAAGCAGCAAGAACAAUAAAUGGUGGAGCCACCGCCGCCGCCGAUGAAUUGCUACAGUUAAAACAUCUUCUACGCAUGCAGGAGAGGCGAUUGAAUGAACGUCGACGUAUUAUGUCGAGUACUGUUCCCUGUGCUGAUAUUAAGAGACUCGUCGCUAAGGAUAUAGAUACUCUUUCCGCAGUGGAUCCAAUAAAUGAACUGAGAACACCAGAAUCAAAUUGUAUGGAUGAUAUAUCCUUGACUAUAAGUGGAGCUAAAUAUAAUGCAACUCCUAUUCUUCCUCAGUUGCAGGAAAGCGCAUUAGAGAAAUCUAAAGAAACAACAACAGAGAAGAAGAAGGAAACAAUACCAGAGGAAAAGAACGAAAUAACAACAGAGAAACCUAAAGAGACAACACUUGAGGAGAAGGAGACAAUACCAGAGGAGAAGAAGGAAAAAAUACCAGAGAAGAAGGAAACAACAACAGAGGAGAAGAAGGAAACAGAAGAAAAGUAUGAGAAGAAAGAAAAAGAAGAAGAAAAAGAUGAUGAGAGUGAAGUACGAAGGUUAGAAGAAGAAAUUAAUCGUUGUAAUUCACGUAUUAAUCGUAUUCAAAGUGUAAUGGCUCGUUCAUGGAAGACUUCACAACCACGAUCUAACACUGUAUCCCCACCCUCACCAUUAGAUGUGAAUGGAGGAGAAACAGCUGCGAGUGGAACUCUGCCUGAGAUAGUUGAUAUGCCAACAAUAGUUUGUACAUUUCCUGAACCGGAAGAAACAAAGAAAGAAAGUGAACCACUUGUCUCAUGUAUACAUCCUCAAAUGGAGGCUAGUUCUUUAGAUGUAUGGAGAAUGGGAAAUAAUAAUGCCAGUGUGACGAAUUUAUUUGAAGCUGAACAGUCUGUUUUAAAUAUGACAAUGGGACGAAUGUCUAUGCGAUCCAGUAGUGUUUUGCGAGUAACGGAUACAACAGUGGCAUUUAUGGAACUUUUGGGCGGAAGACGUGAUGUGGUUUUACCAUCACCGAGUGAAUUAGAUAUUACUCGUGGUGGUGAUAUUCUCUCAUCUAAUUAUAUACUAAAGGUGGACGUACAGGAUGCAUUGCGUAAACGUAAAGGACCAACUGGAAUUAUAGCAGGUGCCCCUUUUUUUCGUAUGGUGCCUUUAUUAAAUAUAGCUGGAGUAGCCCAACCGAGUAUUAGUGCGAUUAGUACAGUUUUAAAUGCUUUACGUCGUGCUUUUGAUGGGGCUGUUGUUUGGGUGAAUCUUAGAGAGGAACCACUUGUGUAUAUUAAUAAUGAAGCUCAUAUUGUUCGUGAGCGGAAAGAACCUCUUAUGCCAAUGAUCAUUCCUAAUGUCACCAGUCGUAGUAUUGCACAGAUUGAAGAAAAACUUAAACAAGAAGUAUUGAAAGAGGCUCGUGAAAAUGGUGGUAAUAUAAGUAUCCACAUGGAAGGAAAAGAUGGUGUAAUGGAGGAUCAAUGGGAAUCUGCAGAUCCUUCUCGUGUUUUAACUAUUCAAGAUGUUUUUAAUGGAUUAAAACCAACUGUUAUGUAUUACCGUCGACCUAUUACAAGAAAUGUUGGUCCUCAACCACAAGAUUUUGAUUUCGUGGUUGAUUUAUGCUUGGAAGAUUCAAAAUCUGUUAUUAUUUACAAUUGUCAAUCCGGAAGAGGUAAAACAAGUGCAAUGAUGCUUAUUACAAGUAUUGUACGUUUAUAUCAAGCAUGUAUUCCAGAUGAAUCCUUUGAUAUUCGUUUACUACGUAGUGAUAUUAGAGGAUUUAAUUUCCGAACCAUUAAAAAAAUUGUUUCACUUAUUCCAGAUGGUAAACUUCAUGAACGUCGAGUGAUGGUGCUGUUGGAACUUUCAGAUAAGGGAUACUCUAUCGCCGAACAUAUAAAUGCCGCAUUUAAUACAGGAAGUGCAUCUGCAGAAGAAGCUAUUAUGCAUUUACAACAAUAUGCGUAUUUUCUUGUUUUCUCUUACUAUUGUGAACAACGUUUUUGGGGAUAUCAUACCAAAGCACCUUUCAGUGUAUGGCUUGCGGAAAAAAAUGAACUUAAACUCCUAAUCACUAGUAUUCAAUCUAUGGAAGAGGAAUUUAAAGAAGAACGGAUUGUGGCCCCUGUGGAUGCAGGUGAAGAGGCCUGGGCGGCAAGUAUUGUUCGUCAUCGUAAAGGCAAUGUACUUAACGCGGGUCGUAUUUUGUGUAGUGUUCCUAUGGAAACAGAGGAUCAUGUGAGUAUAAAUGCCUUACGGCAAUUAGCCCCGGAUGUGCCGAUCUUUACAUGUGGAAGACUCACACAAGAGGGACGAGAUACACUCGUAACGGAAAUACGCAGAAAAUUCCCAACACAAAAACGUAUUCAAUGGAUCAGUCUUCGUGCAGAACCGAUGGUAUUUAUUAAUGAAACCUGUUUUACACUUACCGAUUAUGAUUCUGUUCCAAGUAAUCCUACAGAAAUAGGAUCUACCAUGCAUGUUUCUCUAAAGGCAUUAGAACAAAUUGAGGAACGUUUACGACGAGAUGUGAUUCUUGAAUCACAAGAACGUAAAGGACAAAUUUUAUUACAUCGUAUAGAUGAAUUGGGAAAACGAGUAACUUUACGUGUGAAGGUAUGUACUGUGCGAACACCCAAAGCUACCAUGUUGGAUUUUGCAAAAGAGUGUGGAAUCGAUUAUCGUCAUAUACCAAUUCCUUUCUCUGGACAUAUGUUACCAUCGGAUAUUGAUCCUCUUUUGUCAUUUUUAAGCAAAUAUAGUGAUGCUGAGGAUGUAUUUAUUAUCAACGAUACGGAGGGAGCUACACGAACAACGGUAGCUCUUAAUAUUCUUACCAUUUUUCGUGCUUCUCGUGUACGUAAUCUACGACAGUUAACCACUCCAGAUGAUAUAAGAGAGGUACUUCGUGUGGGUCAUAAUAAUAUUGUUUUACCACAAGCUCAAAUCGUUUCUUGUGUUCCUGUUAAUCCAGAAGAGGUACCUACUAAACCUAUAGAAUUACAAGUGGCAUUAACCAUUUGUCAGAUGCUUACAGCAGGUUCACUACUGCGAGCAGUAACGGCUGCAACAGAGCUUGGUGGACGUGGAAUGCGAUGGAAUAUACUUCAUGCCUUAAACCGUCUUAAAGAAGAGAUGGUAAAUGAUACGAUGGGUCUAAAGGCAAAGUUAAUGCGAGAAGCCGUACAUUUAGUACGUACAUAUCUUCUUAUAUUACUUAGUACUAUUUAUAUUGAUACGAUGGGUGAUUAUGAUACACAGGAACCUUUCAGUGAUUGGGUGGAUAAACGAGUGGAAGUGGCUAAUAUUAUUGCCAAUCUUGAUCAACGUGCAGAGCAGACACUGAAGUAUGUGGAAACACGCAAUAUAUUAAAAACAGAUCUCACACGGCGAAGUGGUGAUGUCUUAACAGGUAACUUUGCACUGAAAGCAGAUCACUUCCCGGGAUGUAGAAAGAAGGGACUUCGUCCAGAGUUGUGUGGAGCACCAAAUCUACGUAAGGUAAAUGGUGUGAAUGUUUAUGGUGUAGCCAUUCCCACACUUAUGGGUAUUCAUAAUAUACUUUCAUUACUUGGGGCUUCACAUGAACCCUUCGCGACUUAUCCUGGUGAACAGAAUGAUAGAGAACUGUAUACCGCAUUUGCCGCACCUCGUCUCUUUGAUCCUCAAUUUCGUGCGGAAGAAUUGUCUAAACCUCUUCGUGGUCAUGUUGUGUGGGUAAACUUGCGAGAAGAACCUGUUCUCUACGUGGGCGAUCGUCCAUUUGUACUGCGUAACUUGGAUGCCCCAUAUGUAAAUGUGGAAUUAACAGGUAUUGAAGCCCAAAAGGUGGAACUUGUGGAAUCCCAUUUGUUAACAGAUGUAUUAAAAGAGGCGGAAAAUCAUGAUGGAAUGUGUCUUGUCAGUGAUGAAGGAAAUCCUGGUGAACUUGUUGGAAUAUGGGAAACGGCAACUACAGAAACAGUAAAGACAAUACGACAGAUUUAUAAUGAUUUGGCCGCUCAGGGAUUUCGUGUUUCUCUCUUGCGUCUUCCCGUCACAGAUGAACAGAGUCCUGGUGUAGAGGACUUUGAUGCCUUAGUGUCAUCUUUACUUCCACACAUCACAACGCACAUGGAUCGUCGAGAGACUCUUUCAUUUGUGUUUAAUUGUCAAAUGGGACGGGGCCGUACAACUACCGGAAUGGUGAUUUGUUGUUUAUUGAUUGGUCUUGUUAUGCCAGAGUAUUAUGAUGAAUUGGAUAAUAUGUUUAAUCCAUUGUAUAAACCAGAGGAUUCCGUUCUUUCACGUGGGGAUUACGGGUGUAUUAUGCAACUAAAACGUGUGUUAACAGCUGGACGUAAUGCAAAGCACCGUGUGGAUCUUGUCAUUGAGGCAUGUUCACAAAUGCAGAAUCUACGAACAGCCAUAGAGGCAUUUGCACAACAGGUGAACUCCCCAGAUGUCACAGAGGCACAACGAGGACAUGCACAUCAUCACGGUGUACAUUAUCUCCGCCGUUAUUUCAAUCUCAUCACGUUUGCGGCGUAUUUAGAGGAGGAUUACGUUCCAAUGAAGAGACACAUGCGGGGGACGUAUGCGGAUUGGUUGGCCCAGCGGCCCGAACUCACAACGCUGUGCGAAACAGCAUCACUCAAGUAG
Trypanosoma theileri is the source of this 4776-nucleotide messenger RNA. RefSeq names its product metal ion binding protein. Lineage: Eukaryota; Euglenozoa; Kinetoplastea; Trypanosomatida; Trypanosomatidae. The transcript has a single exon. The record is from RefSeq and is a predicted model, not a curated record. Bases 1 to 4776 code for a protein of 1591 amino acids.